Molecule: messenger RNA, 6059 nt
Organism: Stegastes partitus (bicolor damselfish)
Lineage: Eukaryota; Metazoa; Chordata; Actinopteri; Pomacentridae
Gene: git1
Product: G protein-coupled receptor kinase interacting ArfGAP 1
Exons: 21
Coding region: 319-2676 (785 amino acids)
Biological process (GO): regulation of G protein-coupled receptor signaling pathway; brain development; regulation of ARF protein signal transduction
Cellular component (GO): synapse; neuron projection; cytosol
Molecular function (GO): small GTPase binding; GTPase activator activity
Source: RefSeq, a predicted model, not a curated record
CCGUCUCUCGGUCGGUCGCAGCUAAUGCAGCGAACAGAUUUACGGUAGCGAUGCUCCGGUACGAGCUCCACACCGACACACUGGCCGUGUCCACCUAACUCGGCCCGGAGUUCAGCAGCGACGGUGGCCGAAGACACCGCAGGAAUUAUCGGGACAUUCUACUGUCAGCUGGCCGGGGAAGCACAUCGCACCGCCCGGCUUCCGGGGAUUCAGGGGCCGCAUCGGUUGACGGCAGACGUCGGUCGGUAGCUCGGGGGAAGACGGGCGAAUUUUCACAUCACCGCCGACAUCCAGCUCUCGAUUUCAGCCGCUUUCGAGAUGUCAAGAAAGCUGCAGAGGACAGAAGUCUGCGCCGACUGCAGUGCGCCAGAUCCAGGCUGGACCAGUAUCAACCGAGGGGUCCUGAUCUGUGAUGAAUGCUGUUCGGUCCACCGCAGCUUAGGCCGCCACAUCUCCGUCGUCAAGCACCUGAGACACAGCGGGUGGCCUCCCGCACUCCUGCAGAUGGUUCAGACCUUGGCCAGUAACGGGGCCAACUCCAUAUGGGAACACAGUCUCCUGGACCCUGCUCAGGUGCAGAGCGGUCGAAGGAAACCGAACCCCCAGGACAAGGUCCAUCCCACCAAGUCAGAGUUCAUCAGAGCCAAAUACCAGAUGCUGGCAUUUGUGCACAAGCUGCCCUGCCGCGAUGACGACGGUGUCACUACCAAGGACCUCAGUAAGCAACUUCAUUCGAGUGUGCGGACGGGGAGUUUAGAGACGUGUCUGCGGCUCCUCUCCCUUGGCGCUCAGGCUAACUUCUUCCACCCGGAGAAAGGCACCACCCCGCUCCAUGUUGCAGCCAAGGCUGGCCAGAUCCUGCAAGCUGAGCUGCUGGUCGUGUAUGGUGCAGAUCCUGGAGCACCGGACAUCAACGGACGCACACCUAUGGACUACGCCAGGCAGGCGGGCCAUAUAGAGCUAGCAGAGCGUCUGGUGGAGUGUCAGUAUGAGCUGACGGACAGGCUAGCUUUCUACCUGUGUGGCCGGCGUCCAGAUCACAAGAAUGGCCAUUAUAUCAUUCCUCAGAUGGCAGACAGAGCUCGUCCUAAGUGCCCGACACAGAGCCUGGACCUAUCAGAACUGGCCAAGGCUGCCAAGAAGAAGCUCCAAGCGCUCAACAAUCGGCUGUUUGAGGAGCUGGCGAUGGACGUGUAUGACGAGGUGGAUCGCAGAGAAAACGAUGCAGUGUGGCUCACAACCCAGAACCACAGCACUCUGGUCACAGAGCGCAGUGCGGUCCCUUUCCUCCCCGUCAACCCUGAAUACUCUGCCACGCGCAAUCAGGGCCGGCAGAAGUUGGCCCGUUUCAAUGCUCGGGAGUUUGCCACGCUUAUCAUCGACAUCCUCAGCGACGCCAAAAGGAGACAGCAGGGAAAAGGUCUCAGCAGCCCCACUGACCCACUGGACCUGGGGAUCGAUGACGACCAGCAUGACUACGACAGCGUAGCUUCAGAUGAAGACACAGACAGCGAGCUGACGGCCCAGAACAACAACAACACACAACGCAGCAACCGAGCAAAGAGCAUGGACUCUUCAGACCUGUCCGACGGCCCCAUCACCCUGCAGGAGUACCUGGAGGUGAAGAAGGCUCUGGCCUCCUCAGAAGCCAAGGUGCAGCAGCUGAUGAAGGUCAACAACAACCUCAGCGAGGAGCUGCGGCGGCUGCAGAAGGAGAUCACCCGGAUGCAGACAGAGAACAGUGCGCUCCGGGGGGGCCAGCAGGCUGGGGGGGCAGCCGGCCAUGGGGUCGGGGGGCCGGGGGGAGGUGGGGGAGGAGGCCACUGGCCGGGGGGAGGGAUGCGAGGAGGAAUAGGUGGGGGGGGACUGGGUGGGUUUGGACAAGGAGCGGAUCCCCCGGGGUUGACGGUGCCCUCCUCGGUCGUCCCCCACUCACAUCCCCACCGGAGGGAGCGGCAGGCCUUCUCCCUGUACAUACCGGGGGCGGCCCCUAACCCCACGGCCCACGGGCCCCCAGCCCUGGACUCCCUGGCAGCCCGCCUGCAGCCCCUCAACACACCCAGCGUGAGGAAGGGUGGUUCAGGGGGUCCAUCGCCGUACGGAGGCCAGCACCUCUCUGGAUCUACGGAGAUGGGCAGAUACAUGGUCGCUAAACCAGAGAAGCACGGCAGCGGCACCGACAGCGACUACGACAACACACAAACGUACGACCUGUCGCUAAGUAUGGGCCGCAGCAGUGAGGAGGAGGGCCGUGGUGAGUCUGAGGAGGGUGGAGGGGACGCCGGGGAGCCAGACCCCACCCUGCCCUGCACCGAGGAUGUCAUCCUGAAGACCGAGCAGGUGACCAAGAACAUCCAGGAGCUGCUCCGGGCCGCCCAGGAGUUCAAACACGACAGCUUUGUUCCAUGUUCUGAGAAGAUCCACUCUGCGGUCACUGAGAUGGCCUCACUCUUCCCCAAACGCCCAGCGUUGGAUGCGGUCCACUGCUCCCUCCGCCUGCUGGCGUCCAGUGCCUCGCGGCUGCAGGUGGAGUGCCGUAAGGCGGCGCCCUCGGAGCCCGGCGCCCCCGCGGUGGACUACCAGCUCCUUACCCAGCAGGUCAUCCAGUGCGCCUACGACAUCGCCAAGGCUGCCAAGCAACUGGUCACCAUCACCACUCGCGAGAAGAAACAGUGACCCAGCAAACGCCUGGAUGGAGAGGGACGAGGGGGAGAGAAAGGAUGGAUGCACGGGGGCUUCUGGGAGGGACCGAUGAUCACACUACAGACGGGAGGACAAGGAGGGGGAGUGACUGGGAGUAGAAGAAGAAACGAAAAGGUUGGACGAUGCAUGGAGAGCAAGCAAAGAGAGCUGAUUGUUUCAUAUGAACACUACAAUGAAGAGAAGAAGUGAAAGUAGGGAAGGAUCCAACACGGGAGCUACAGCCUGCAACAACACGAGUAGACUGUUGGAAUCAUGUGUAUAAUGAACUGCUGAAACUGUGACGAGCAAACACAACGGUGGCGAUGUACAGUGGACCGGGUCCUGAAACGUUACCGCUUUAUUUAUUCUCACUUGUCACUCGUCGUCCCUCCCUCUCCCCGCUCACACCGACCGGGGAGGGAGACGGUGUGCUGCAAGGGAGGGAGGGAGGUAGACUGGCCGAGACGUCGCCGUCCUGGGAGGCUGCUCCUCUCCCGUCCUCUGUCCUUUGACCCUCUGUCUCUCCCAGCUGAGGUCCGUCUGUCCUCUGGCCGUCCCAGAGGGAUGAGCCGGCGCUGCAGGACGGACCUCCUGGAAGCAUCUGUCUCCACCCACACCUCAGCCAGGCUCCAGACGCCUCCACAGGGGCUCCAGCUUGUCUCCCUGUCGUCGGUGGUACACAGCAUGAUCUGGCAUGUUUGGUUUUCUUUCCUCUCUCUUCUGUUUCUUUUUUUUUUUUUUGUUCGUUUGAAUAUGCGGAUCGGAUCGGUUUGCACCUCUGAGGACAAAAAUACUUUUUUACUGACUUACAAAAACACUUACACUGGAAUAAUUGUGAUUUAAUGUUAUUGUUUUAUCAUGCCUAUUGUUUUUUUUAUUGAUAAUUUUACUGACUGUCCUUUUGAUUUAACUGUUUAUGUUUCUUUCAUUGUCUCAAAUAUGAUUCUUAUUUAGUUGGAUAGGGAGACAGUUGGGAGUAUGUGUCAACCUCUUACUGGGAUUUAAGCAAACAUGCACACGUAAAAAUAGUCUGUGAAAUGGUCCUCGACAUUUCUCAAGAUCUCCCUUUGUGGGUGACAGUUGAGGUUUUGUUUUUUUUUUUCAUGUUGUGAUGUGUCUCGUGGCCAAGGGGUGAACAGUUGCCAAAGGGGGAGCGUGUUCAGGACAUUUGUUGUUGGUUUUGAUUUUGUGUCAGAGCGGAAGCCCCUUGGUGCAUCGUGACAGUACCUGGAUCAAAACGCUCUUUCAUGUAUCCUCAGCUGUCAUUUUACGCCUGAUUUAUCUACAGUUUGCCUCAUUUAACAGAGCCAGUGGAAUCAUCUCAGAAUCAGUCUCAUCAUCGUCAUCGCAGUGCCAAGCAGGAUAAAAGCAUUCGGUCCAGUCUGCGUAUGGGGAUUAACCCGGUCUUGCUCGAAGGCUGUUUACGCUUCUAUUACACAGCAGCUAUUAUUUACAUGCAUGUUAUAGCGAAUGCUGAGUCCCCUUAGGUGGAUUGCGACACACUGGUAUGCUGCAGCUCAGCUUUAGGUGGACCUGUGGAGAGCAUUCUGCAACCUGGACGUGCACAUGGCCAAACGCUCCCAUCGCGUUUCUCUCCUGUGGGAAGAUGUUUGCGGCACAUUCAGACAUCUCACGUGUGCUUGGCUUUAGUUUGCCAUGUAUUAUUUUCUCUUUCUAAAACUGUCUGGCAAGCACAAUCGAGCCCAACUUCUGUCCAACUCCUCGGUGGCGGCGGCGGCUGAUCUGGGAGCUGUCACUUCAAGCUCUCUGUCUCUGAACUCUGCCAACAGGAGACAGCUUUGGGAACAAUUUUCUGUUAGAAUUGUAGCGCAGUCAGCCUCCUGAACAUUUACAGCUCACUGCACGGUGCCGAACAAACAUGGUUCUGUCUGUAAGUACAGAUUAAGAUUGAAUCUAAGAAGUCCUGUUCUAGCUUAGGUCCACCACUACUUCUGUUAUUCUGCAACUGGUUUCUCAAAGUGUUUGCAGCUUCAUUAGUUCCUGCAUCGGUCUUGUCUGUAAUCAGAAGGCUUCUGCACAUUAAUUACUCACUGAAACGUUGAAGGAUGAGGUCAAACAGCAGUUGCAUCUCAUUUUUACCUUUUACAGCACAAAGCUGUAAUGAGCUCCAGACACUGAGCUGAUCCCAGACCUCCCUCAGCUCUUCUGUCCACUGUAUUCCUGCUUUGCUUUGUUUCCUGGGAGCUCUGACCAUCUGUCAGUCUUUCACAGAGCUGCACACGUGUCUCUUGUGCGUUGAAUCAUGUCCAGAAGACUCUUGAAAUGUAUCAUUGUUUGAUAUUGAAUGCCUUUGCACAUCAUCUUCAUCUCUUGUUUGAGUUCCAGCGACGCACCGACUGCUGAGACAACAGACAGACUUUCACACACUCACGGGCCAGUCCCUUCAAUCAUGAUGCCCAAGUUUUAGAGUAGAGCCAUAUAUAUGAACAUAUAUUUUCAUGCUAUAUUUUAUACUAAGCUAUAUGUUAGGGUUUUGUUUGUCUCUUCUUUGUUUUGCCUAAAUGGGCUUCAGGCUGUGAGAUCUGUUCAAAGUCUUCGUUCAGCUCUAAAGUCUUGCCACCUGAUGUACUUGUAGGUAUUUUAGGUGUUGUGAGUCUGGUCAUGCUGUGGUGUUAGCCUCCUACAUAGACAUAUUGUACAUAUUCAUGAUCCUACUAGAAUCCACAGAGAGGCAGGAGUGGCUCCAACAGGUUGAUGCAGGCGGUUACUCAACAGCUCGGUCUUAGUUGCACUAUUUUCAAACACCAGCUGGGUAAAGUAGGAUCUACGUUAUGUACUGCACUCUCCAAAGGUCUUAGUUCAAGUACAUUAGGUGCAGGAUGCAGGAUCUGACUCGGGAUGGGACACAGGACGGGUCUGAAGCACACUUGGGCUCAGCACUACAGUCAUCUCAAAGGCAGGAGGAGGCUCUACAAUGCACAUAGCCUAAUCCUCCCCCGCCAGCGGACGCUACAUCGGGUGCCUCUAGUGUGAAUGUUUAAUGCUUCCCGUCAGCUCACAUCACAUGUUCUACGCCGUCGUCAUGUCCAGAACUUAGCACAUACUUUCCAGAAUCCCACACACACACCCUGAACUUAUCAGUUGGACCAAGUCAUGCACAAGUACAGACAUUCAGCCUUGCAACCAGAACUAAACCAACACAAACACUCUGUUGAUCCUCAGCGGCGGCGCGCACGGUCGCCGUCCCUGUGUGUCUUCAGCGCUACACUUUGGGAGACGGGUGACGGGAGAGUUAUCUUUUAACAGAAGACGUUAAAACUGUAUAAAGUAGAGAAAACAACGACUUAAAAGGUCAAUCGUAAUGGAAACUCAUAAGCUGUACAUUUGUAAUAAAAUAAUAAAACAGUUUAAUUGUC